UUGGAGUAUAACAAAUAGAGAAAUCCUUAAGCCGGCCUAAUGGAUGUUUACGCCGCCGGUGACGGAUUUCCUGUAAAAAGUUACUCGGCUUACCUUCCCACCUAUGCCUAGCCGCCACGUGUCCCACUCCUCGGCACCCUAAGACCGACGCCGUCUCGCCCACCUCUGUUUUUUCCGUCAGCCGAUAAAAUGUCCAAAUAAUUGAACUUUUUCCAAAACUAAACUCAGUUAUACUAACCAAACAGCCCCUUCCCUUAUUAUAUACCGCCGGUCAACCGAAACCCUAGUCGCACCUAACCUAAACUCCUCCUUUUCUCUCUACAAACUUUCAGAUCGGCGCACCGGAAUCUAUUUUAAAAGGUUCAGUUUAUGGAGAACGACGAAGAAACACAGUCACAUCAGUCCGGUGGUUCUGGAUCUCCGGAACCGCCGCGAUCUAACGGGAGGAUAACUGUGACGGUAGCAUCAGCGCCUCCUCAGAACACCUUGACUUUGGCUCUGCCGAUACAGCAAUCGAGACCUGUUGGAGCGUCUGGCGGAGGAGGAGGUGGAAGGGAGGAUUGUUGGAGUGAAGACGCUACGGCUGUACUGAUCGAGGCUUGGGGUGAGCGGUACAUGGAAUUGAGCAGAGGUAAUUUGAAGCAGAAGCACUGGAAAGAUGUUGCAGACAUUGUUAGCAGUCGGGAGGAUUAUAGGAAAACGCCUAAAACUGAUAUUCAGUGCAAAAAUCGAAUUGAUACUGUGAAGAAGAAGUACAAGCUGGAGAAAUCUAAGAUCGCGGCGGGUCAAGGACCAAGCAAGUGGCCUUUCUUUGAGAAGCUCGAUCAAUUGAUAGGUCCGACGGCUAAGAUCAAUCCUACAGUCGCUGCCGGCGUUGCUGGACCGUCUAAUUUGUAUUCAGGUAAUCAACAGGUGCCUAUGGGUAUUCCUAUGGGAGUCAGGUCCCUUCCUCAGCUUCGACAACAUCAACAGCUGCAGAAGCAGAAGCAACCCUCCCGGAAAAGGCCUCACAUGGAUUCAGACACAUCGGAAUCGGAGUCAGAACCGGAGCUUUCACCUGCUUCAACCGAUAGUUUUCCACCCGGAACAUUUCAAAAAAAGAGACCAAGGUUACAGAAGGAAAUGCUAAAUUCAAGCUCAAUAAGGCAGGGGGGAACACACGGCGGAAUUGGAAUGGGAGAAGCUAGUGGAAAGGAGAGCGGAAACAGUAAUUGGGGGAAUUCAGUGAGGGAGUUGACACGGGCAAUUCUAAAAUUCGGGGAAGUAUAUGAACAAACAGAGAGCGCGAAGCUGAAACAAAUGAUGGAGAUGGAGAAGCAGAGGAUGGAAUUCGCAAAAGAAAUGGAAUUGCAGAGAAUGCAGUUCUUCAUGAAUACACAAUUGGAAAUUUCACAGCUGAAGCACAGGAGAAGUGGAAACAGCAACAACCAUGCCGCAGCCACCAGCAACCAUAACAAUAACAGUGAUAGCAGUAUUUAAGGUCUAAUAAAGAUCCACGGUGCUCGGUAUCUGACAGAGAUUUGUAUUUGUAAUGUGUUUAGUUUUACUGCUAAACUAUAUCUUUCAUUUGAAAGACAAGUUGUAGAAUAUUAUAUAGUUCAUUAAUUCUCAAUUGAAAGUUUAUUUAA
Messenger RNA from Solanum dulcamara, 1628 nucleotides. RefSeq names its product trihelix transcription factor ASIL2. The record is from RefSeq and is a predicted model, not a curated record. The transcript has a single exon. Bases 370 to 1479 code for a protein of 369 amino acids. NCBI's taxonomy places the organism in Eukaryota, Viridiplantae, Streptophyta, Magnoliopsida, Solanales, Solanaceae. Gene Ontology annotation, molecular function: transcription cis-regulatory region binding. Gene Ontology annotation, cellular component: nucleus.